AUGACGCUUUCCACCAGUGAAAGAGCGACGCAGUGCCUAACUGCCCCUUUGAACAAGGAAUUGCUUCUGCAAGCCCGGACCGGCCACGGAGACUUUGCAUCAUAUGAUGAACGGGUCAACCACGCCGACGCUACACUCACGAGUAGCUGCGGCCGGCGCAAAUCCCCAGGACAUGUCUUCUACUGCAGAAAGGUACGGGGGAAGAGAUCCGCGCCUCCCUGGUUCGGCCAACGCCUACACAUUGACGAUACCAUAGGUGCCGGUUGGCUUGAGUACGCGAAGCUUGCCCGGGAGCCCUCGUUUUUCAGCGAAUCUAAUCCUCCAGAGUCGUCAGUCGUACAACGGCUGGCGGCCAAGUAUGCGCAGAACGGGAUGGGAGUUUUUGAGAGCAAGAAUCAAAUGCCCCGUCCACAGAGCUGCCUUGGAUGA
Messenger RNA from Cordyceps militaris CM01, 429 nucleotides. RefSeq lists its product as uncharacterized. The transcript has 3 exons. Bases 1 to 429 code for a protein of 142 amino acids. The record is from RefSeq and is a predicted model, not a curated record. NCBI's taxonomy places the organism in Eukaryota, Fungi, Ascomycota, Sordariomycetes, Hypocreales, Cordycipitaceae.